UCGGCUGUCUCUGUCCGGGGUGCUGAACAGCUCUGGGCUGCUGGGCUCAGCGUGAGGUUGCUGUCACACUCAGUCCGUCCCUCCGGCUCAGUUCUGCUGCUGUCCUGAGCGUCCAGUCACUGUGGAGCAGUACACUGAACGUCUGUCUAUCGGUCCGGAGAUGUCGACGCGGAGGGGGAGGGGAGGGCAGUAGUCUGAGCGGAAGAAAAUGAGUUCAAAGGUCAAACAUUGAGCCUGCAGUGGACCAGGGAGAUCCAGUCAUUCAGAGAGGACAAGCCUCAGCAUCAAAAUGAGCCAAGACACGACAGAGACACGAACACGUACCCGCUCCAAAGGCACCCGGGUGUCGUCAGAACUCGUGGGGCAAGAAAUGAAGCAGGAGUUAAGCAGCUGCCCCACACCUGGAUGUGAUGGCAAGGGCCACGUCAGUGGAAGAUACUCACGACAUAGAAGCAUCCUGGGCUGCCCCAUAGUGAAGAAAAGGAAGCUGGAGGAGGCUGAGGCUGAGGAAAACCAGUCUGCUCCCAAGAGGAGGAACCAACCUGCCAAACACGCAGCAGAUGAAGGCUUCACUGCAGACAGUGAUGCAGCAGAAGAGGAGGAAGCACAGAAAGAGGAGGAAGAGGAGGAAGAAGAUGACCUCAAAGAGAAGAAGAAAAACAAAACAAAAAACAGGCCAGAGUCAACAAAAACAGACUGUUCCCUGGUGACAUCAGAGGACAAAGAACCAGCAGAAACAGUCGUUUGUCCUCUGGCUGAAGCUGCCAACAACGAAAGCUUUACCUCAGAGACUGAGAACGAGAGUGAGAAAACCUGCGAGGGACUGAAGCCAGUAACAGUCACUGAUGAUCAUCAGCAGGAGGAAACAGAGACAAAGGAGGAGGAAGGUCAGCUGAUGACAAAAGAGCAGUCAUCAGAGCAGCCUGAAGAAGAACUUACUGAGCUUAAAGAGACUAAAGAAGAGGAGGAAGAAGGGGAAGAGGGAGAAGAAGGAGGAAAGGAAGAGGAAGAGCAGCAAGAGAAAGAACAUAUUGUAGAGGAGAAGGUAGUAGAGAGACAUAUGAUCUGCCAGGAAAAUUCUGAUCACCAGUACUCCAGUGGAGAUUACAACCAUCAGGCCAAAGAAGGAACAGAGAGAAAGAGUGAGAGGGAGGAACGGGAGGAGGAGGAGGAAGAUGAAGAAGAAGAGGAGGAGGAAGAGGAAGAAGAGGAAGAGGAGAGAGAGGUCCACCAAGAGGGUGACACUCCUUGCACUUUGAGUCCACGCACUCAGGGAUCUGAGGCUGAGAUGUCACUCAGGGAAGAAAAGAUCAGCACCCCUAUGACUGAGGAGGAGGAGGAUGAUGAAGAUGAGAUAGAAGAAGAGGACGACGAGAGGCAUGGGAAGGCCAUAUGCGAGGUGGUGGAGGAGGAAGAGGAGGACCCAGACUCCAGCAAAGCCUCUCCAACUACAGUGGUUAUAGAAGUUCGCUCUGAGGAGGAGGAGGAGGAUGAAGAUGAUGAGGAAGAGGAGGAGGAAGAGGAGGAAGAGGAGGAAGAGGAGGAAGGAGAGGAGCAGGAUCGUGUCUCAGAGGGCUCAGGAAUCACAGAUGACUCAGAGAACUGGGAUAUGACUCGGGGGAACCUGGGGCUGCUGGAGCAGGCCAUCGCCCUGAAGGCGGAGGAGGUGAAGGGAGGACAGGAGGCGCGCAGCUCCCCAGACUACCAGCCAUAUAGCACGUCCAGCAGGAGCUCCGAGCCUGCGGCUGUGGCUCGCCGCACUUGUCACUACAGCAAAGACAAGAAGGAGGUGAAGUGUCCAACCCCAGGGUGUGAUGGGACAGGCCAUGUAACGGGACUGUACCCUCACCAUCGCAGUCUGUCUGGAUGUCCUCACAAAGACCGAAUCCCUCCAGAGAUCCUGGCCAUGCAUGAGAAUGUCUUGAAGUGUCCGACUCCUGGCUGCACAGGCCAAGGCCAUGUCAACAGUAACCGCAACACACACCGCAGUCUGUCCGGCUGCCCCAUCGCAGCAGCAACCAAGAUGAAUAAGAGCCAGGACAAGCAGGUCCAUUUACAGGCUUCAGCCAGCGAACCCUCCUCCAACUCUGACCGAGUGCUCAGGCCCAUGUGCUUUGUGAAGCAGCUGGAGAUCCCUCAGUAUGGCAGCUACCGGCCCAACACAGUGACCACCACGCCUCGAGCCAACCUGGCCAAGGAGCUGGAGAAAUACUCCAAGGUGUCCUUUGACUAUGCAAGCUUUGAUGUCCAGGUGUUUGGAAAGCGGAUGCUCAUUCCAAAGACGCCGAGCAGCACUGAAACAUCACCCAAAGCCUUCAAAUCAAAAUCAUUCCCUAAGGCCUCCUCCCCCAGUCACAGUGUGUCAGGAGGCUUUUCUAAGAGCGCCUCAUCCUCCAGUAGUUAUGACUACAGCCAAGAUGCUGAGGCAGCCCACAUGGCAGCAACAGCCAUCCUUAACCUGUCCACCCGCUGCUGGGAGAGACCAGAGACCAUCAGCACCAAGCCCAGGGAGUCCUGCACCAAGGAGUCGGACAUUGAAGUGGAUGAGAAUGGUACUUUGGACCUCAGCAUGAAGAAGACCAAGAGGGAGGGCGUGCAGCCUCCAGAGCCUUCAUCCUCCUCUUCUUCAUCCUCUCAACACAUCGGAGCCACCUUGUCUCAAGGCCACGCUCAGCCAGAGUGGGAGGAGCCACUGGACUUCACCAAACCAAGCGGAGUCAAAGAGGAGGACCAUGAAGAGGUGGAAUACGCUGCUCCCUCAUACACUUCCUCUGAUGGGGAGGAGGAGAACCAGGAGAACCUGGAGGACAGGAAGUACCCCGGUGAGGUCACCACCAGCAGCUUCAAGGUCAAGUUUCAGCCCAAAGACAGCAAAAAAGAGGUUCUGGUAUGUCCCACACCAGGCUGUGAUGGCAGCGGACACAUCACUGGCAACUACGCCUCACAUCGAAGUCUGUCAGGCUGUCCUCUUGCUGAUAAAUCACUUCGGACCCUCAUGGCUGCCCACACAGCUGAACUAAAGUGUCCCACUCCAGGAUGUGAUGGAUCAGGCCACAUCACAGGAAACUACGCUUCACACAGAAGUCUGUCCGGAUGCCCCCGAGCCAAGAAAGGUGGGAUCAAAUCAACCCCCACCAAGGAUGACAAAGAAGACUCGGAGCUGUUGAGGUGUCCAGUUCCUGGCUGUGACAGUCUGGGCCAUAUCAGUGGGAAGUACGCCACCCACCGCAGUGCCUAUGGCUGUCCACUGGCGGCACGCCGGCAGAAGGAAGGUCUUCUUAAUGGCACUCCCUUCUCCUGGAAAGCCUUCAAGACAGAGGGUCCAACCUGUCCAACGCCAGGCUGUGAUGGCUCCGGCCACGCUAACGGCAGCUUCCUGACACAUCGCAGUCUGUCAGGGUGUCCCAGAGCACUGGCCAACAAGAAGAGAGCCAAGUUCCCUGGAGAUGAGUAUAUCACCGCAAAGUUCAGAGCCAGUGAUGUUCUGGACAAUGAUGAGGACAUCAAGCAGCUCAACAAGGAGAUCAACGAGCUGAGCGAGUCCAAUUCAGAGAUGGAGGCUGACAUGAUGAACUUGCAUACUCAGAUCUCCUCCAUGGAGAAGAAUCUGAAGAGCAUGGAGGAGGAGAAUCAACAUAUCGAGGAGAGGAACGAGGCCUUGUUCCUGGAGCUAUCAGGCCUGAGUCAGGCCCUGAUCCGCAGCCUGGCCAACAUCCGCCUGCCCGCUAUGCAGGAGCCGCUGUCAGAGCAUAACUUUGACAGCUAUGUGGAGACCCUGACCCACAUGUUUACCAAUAAAGACUGCUACCAGAACCCUGAGAACCGGGCUCUGCUCGAGUCCAUCAACCAGGCGGUGAAGGGCAUUGAGGUGUGAUGGGCAGGAGGAGGACAGGGGGCGGGGCAUCACACUGACUACACCACUCUUUCUUUUCAGACCCUUUAGAUACUGUAUGUAAUUCUUCUUCUCAUUUGGAGCUGACAUCUGUUCUCUGCAUUAGUUUGCUGUUUGCAUGUUGCUUUCUGAUGGUAUGAGCGUGAACAGAUUAGGGUGUGGACAUCAAGUGUGUUAGCACACUGGAAUUUAACUGUUACUGUAAGCAAGGACCCCUGCAGGUCUACACAGUGCCCGGCCCAGAGUGCAGUCUACAGCCUGAGCUGAGCAGAUCCUUUUAGUUAGUGAACAUAUCCAUCUCCACACUAUGAUGUUGAUAGUAUUCUAUAUAAGCAUAGUGAUGUUGCACCUCCAGGACUAGUUUGUAGAUUCAUUCUUACUAUUGCUGUGUAACUAUUUAAGUCCUUUGCAAAUGUUGGUUUGAUAACUUAUUCAUUCAUGUCUUCUGUAUUAUUUUUUAUGU
This is a messenger RNA of Plectropomus leopardus (leopard coralgrouper), 4355 nucleotides long. It is a transcript of the gene myt1a, whose product is annotated as myelin transcription factor 1a. Gene Ontology annotation, molecular function: RNA polymerase II cis-regulatory region sequence-specific DNA binding; DNA-binding transcription factor activity, RNA polymerase II-specific; zinc ion binding. Gene Ontology annotation, cellular component: nucleus. Gene Ontology annotation, biological process: regulation of transcription by RNA polymerase II. The record is from RefSeq and is a predicted model, not a curated record. Lineage: Eukaryota; Metazoa; Chordata; Actinopteri; Perciformes; Serranidae.